AUGCAAAUCCAUCUUGGGCGUGGACCCAGGGGAUUUGAAGAAGUGUCGACCGUACAGGCUCAAGGAAACUUCUACCUAUGGGAGAGUGAAACCAUGAAAGCGGCGCUCAUGCGUCUUUGCCCACCUCGUCUAUGGCCACAUGCGUCGUAUAAUAAUUCAUGCCCUCGACCUAUUCUUGUUAACCUUCGCCAUGAAACGAUGCUGCGCGAGUUAAAUACUGCGCUAACCCUUUCAUUGACGGAUAUCGUGGAUCGAUGGUGGAGCGACAAGGCCGCAAAGUUUCCCCAGAGGAUGCCUCUUGAGCCAAUAGAGGAGGGUCUCUUAAAGUACGUGCAACGUGCCCUGUCGCCUUACAAAGAACGCAAAGGAUCGUGGAGGCCCGAUUUCCUGGUUGAGGAUAUACACUGCGCAGAUGGUGCCGUCCACGAAAACUUCCGAAUCACCGAGAUCAAUGCCCGGUUUUCUUUCAAUGCGUAUAUGCACGCAGUGUUUGGGCACACGGCUCUGGAAGAUACGGGCAUGGCAAGAUAUGGGCUCGUCCCUGCUACGACUCCGAAGAAGGUCAUCGACGGACUAUUCACUCUGUUUCGGCGAGAUCGUCCUCUCCAUCUCUUGAAAGGUAAAGAGCCUGGCGUUGACUUCUACAUGUUCGUCGAAGCUGUGAAGCGCCGCACAGGCUCGGCGCCACGAGUAAUUGGCCCUUCAGACCUACGAUUGGUGAUCAACGAGAAAAGAAAAACGGGUUAUAUGCUCUGUGCAAUCUCAAAGGCACCUACCUGUCACGCUACUUCCACUGCAGCGUCUCCUGUCUUCGUCACCGAAGACGGAGAGUUUGUAGAAGAGAUUUUUCAGGUUGGACUUGAGCUACACCAGCGUGAGCUGGUUGGUUUGCCUCUUAAUAUGCUCCAAGAGCUCUGUGCAAUCUGCUUCAAUGAUCUGCGGACUAUAUUUCUAGUCCAUGACAAGCGCAUGCUAGGAAUCAUCAAGCAGGAGCUUCAGGAUCAAGUUGCGCGCGGAGUGCUCAGCCAGCAACAAGCUGUGAUUCUCGAUCGCGGGAUUGCAGAUACCUAUUUGCCGGGCUCGCCUGAGAUUCAAGAAAUACUUGAUCACUCAGAAAAGCACCCUGAAGUCCGCCAACAUUUCCUCCUGAAGGCAAUUAGAGGUGGAAAAGGAGAUGGCAUCGUAUUUGGCGAUGAGAUGACCAAUGAAGAGUGGAUUGCGGCCUUGCAGCGCCGGGUCUCCCCGGGACUCGACCUAGAAACAUCCUCUGUCGUACAGCGUCGAAUUAUUUCUAGGCGGUAUAACAUGGUGUUGAAGGCGUCGGGAGAAAAAGUGAACUACCCAUUGAUCGGAACAUAUUUUACUGUCAAUGGCGCAUAUCUCGGCUUAGGAGGCUGGCGGAGCAGCAACGAACGCAUCUGUACUGUCGGAAAUGGCGGAGCCUGGAUUUGCUCUGUGAUACGUAGGGAAGACCAAUUUGGAGAGACUGUCUUGAGCCAGGGGGAGGGGUUGGAGAGAAACUGA
This is a messenger RNA of Trichoderma atroviride IMI 206040, 1524 nucleotides long. RefSeq lists its product as uncharacterized. The record is from RefSeq and is a predicted model, not a curated record. Lineage: Eukaryota; Fungi; Ascomycota; Sordariomycetes; Hypocreales; Hypocreaceae.